CACAAAUUGAGCUGCCGAUCCGCGCCAUCGAAUAAUUGCCAUGGGAUUCGCGCACUCGCUCGAGGUGCUGUACGCGCUGCUGCGGCUGUACGCGAGCGGUGCUGCAUCGUCUACUAGCUUCUCCGAUGUGCCCUAUCCACAUCUACAGCAGCGACUGCAGCAAACUCUACGCGCGGUUGCUCUCACGGCCUUCGGCGCCGUGUUCAUUCCAUUGUUGCUACUUUGUCUGCUGCCGCUGCUCUCUCCGCUGGAAUUCCCGGGCUUCACUGCGUUCCUAUUGGUGGUUGCUUCACUAUGGACCGCUGCAGUUGCCCAUUUGACGUUCCGGUACGCGCUGCUGCCUACUCCGCGACGAGUGGAGACCGAGCCGGUCCGCGGAGGGCUCCAAGCUGCUGUCUGUGCCAUAGUGGACGCCAUAACGCGUAUGCGCGAGCAGCCGCAGCUGCCCGUGUUGCUUCUUCUCUGUGUAAUCCACUCGUACGUCUGGAAAUUCGUGUUAUACUACGGAAUGGCGUCCAGCGCCCACGUUGCUGCGGAUUUUGGAUCAUUCACAAUCGCUGGCGGCCUCGUGGCGUUCGUGUCUUUCGUGCUGAUGGAGAAAAGCCUGGCUGAAGAUCCGUUCGUGCUGGACCCGCGUGCGGCUUUUGUGAGAGCCAUGCAGAGAGAUGUGGUGCGUGCUGUGCGCCGCGGAGUGCUCGUAUACAUUGUUGGACGUGCGUGGAGCUGGGUAUUCGGUGGCAGUGAGGUGGAUCUGGGCGGGACAGAGUCAGGAUUCUUCUCGCUGCAUUCUUCUAGAGUGACGUUCCAGAUUACGACCAGUUUUCUGGAGAAUCUUGCUAUCUUGAGCGCUGCGUCGGUGUUCAGGAUCUUGCUGUUCCGCGCGAGUCACCAGGUGUUAGGCGGUGCUUUUGGUGAGACCAAAAACUUGUGGGACUCGCUUGCAAGUGUGAAACCUAAGGAAGGAGACGUCGUGAGUGCUCUGUUUGCGACGGAAGUUACGACGAACCCGCAGCAUACCACGCCGCUGAAUAAACAGUAUCUACAGGGUCUGCACAAGCGCAUGGACGCAGCGGUGAAGAAGAUCUCAGACAAGAAGACGCCAAAAGCUCCUGCAGACGCAGAAGCUGUGGAGAUUUUAGACAGUUUGUUUAAGUUUGAGAACUUACUCACUGGAUGCAAGUUCGAUGCUGCUGCACGAGAAACGCUCUUCACGUCUCGGGAUCGCUGGAAUGCGUUGUUCAGCACAACGACGGCGGUGGUGGAUGGCUUCACGUUGAUGUUGCAGCUGCUGAAUACACUGCCGGACAGGAAGGGCGAUGCAGGUGACAACUCAUCUACUGGCGCCUUGGCUCUUGAGCGGUCUGUCGCUGCUUUGUUGCGCUUCUUGAACUCGCAACAAGACGCCCACCCGCUACUUCUGCUCCAGCAAUAUCCUCAUCUAGCGAACCUUCGUAUCUCCUCUUCUAGUGUGAAGUCAUCCAUCAGGUUUUUCGUCGAGUCGAAGCUGCAGCUCGCGAUUCGCCGCUACUUGGUGGAAGAAGCACGUCGGCGUGUGUUCCAGCGCGUGAGGGUAGUUUGUGCAGCUGAAUCGUUGCUGUGUCACCUCGUUAGUGUCUCGCGUGAGGAGGACAAGCAGGGAUAUGUUCAGGUAAGUCUCUGUUUCUUUGUGAACUGCUGCUGCUAACUAUUGACAUUGUCUUUUUGUUCUGUAGCACACUGUACCUGCUGUAGUUUCGUCGCUCUUGGAGUGCCGCAAUGCAUUGGACGCAUACAUGGAGACGUGCUUGAAGGAGAGCAGUACGACCGAUGUCUACGUGCAACAAGCCACGGCCCUAGCAAAAGGAAUCGACAGCGGUAUUUAUCGCAUCACUGAGGUAUUUCAAGGUGAGUUGUCCUUGUUCAAGUUCCCUCCAGGCGUCAAGAAGGCGCUGCUGGCGUACGCGAGCUUCGGAUCUUAGAGAAUAGUGUGGCGCCAACGAUUCUGAUCAUUCCAACAGUGUCAUUGCUUCCCAAUUCUGCAACAUUCUAGUUACUGUUCGGGUUUUUGGAAGUCAAAUUUCCCUUUCGCCAAUGCUGUGUCGAAGUCGACCAUCGCAAUGCACUGCGCAACCAUAGACAUAUCAGUCAGAAUCACCGGACAAGAUGCCUUGGUAUCUAACAUUUCGUACCUGUUCGUCUACAGGAGCGUUGGCAGGUAUCCGCUGCAUGGCUUGGAUCGCUGCAGAUUGGCACAGCGCUAUCAGUGACGCUGCAUUAGCACCUUCUGUCUCUAGGACCAGUUUGGUGAGCUCGACGUCUUGGCUCCAUGGCAUCUUGUUGCAUUGAAUCUCCAGAAUGGCGUUACGUUCGUUGGCGUUAGGCAGCCCAACAUACACGACAUUCUCGAAGCGACCUAGAAAGAGAAAAGCAUAGCAGGUAAAACAGGCUCUGUUGGAUCAAAGGUGAAAUUAUCACACGCACCAGGCUGAAGGAAUGCCGGAUCGAUGGCAGACAAGGCGUUUGUAGCUGCGAGAACAAAGAUCCGACCAGCAGCAACGUCAGAGGCAUGAGCUUUGCUAUCAUCAGAUACCGCCUUCAGUGCAUCGAGCUCCAUCAGCAGCUGAGAAAUCAUUCGAGAUGUUGUCUGGCCUGCCGUUGAUCGGCUGCCAAAUAGUGAUUGGAACUCGUCGAUGAAGAUCAUACACGGACUCAGUGCCCGGGCAGUAUCGAACGCACGAGUAAUGGCCUUCUCACUCUCACCAAUCUCAGCUUUCAUUAGAUCGCUAGCUGACAGAUUGAGGAAGUUGCAUCCGCUUGCCUUGGCUGUUGCUUUGGCGAGCAUGGUCUUUCCUGUACCUGGAGGACCGUGCAGCACCAUACCUAAAGGCGAUGAGAUUCCCAUUCGACGAAAAACUUCCGGCUUCUCCAACGGCCACACAACCAUCUCGAUCAAGUUUUGCUUGACGCGCUCUAGACCGCCGAUAUCGCUCCACGAGACAUCUGGGACCGAAGAGCUAAGAGUAUCUGCACCGUUGCUGGUACUGGAGAUUUCACGUGCUGAAGCCGCGAUUUCCGAUUCAAGUUUCUCUACGCUGACAUCCUGGCUGUCUCCACUUGACAGACGCGUACAGAUUUGUUGAGCAAUGGACGCGAUGUUGCUUGGCCUUUGACCGUAGCGAACCGCUAACGACAUGAGAAAUUCGCGGCGCAGUAGCUUUGACCGAGGUACCAAUGAAGUUAAUAAUUCAACGGUCCAUUGGUUGUCAGGAACCUGUUGAACCACAGCAAUGAUUACUGAGUUAAUGUGGCGGAUAGAGUAAAUUCAUUGAGCAACACCUACAUCAAGAAAUACUUCCUCAGUGAAGAGCUGUCGCACUUUUGAAUGCAGAGCACUAAGUACUGACACGG
Molecule: messenger RNA, 3387 nt
Organism: Phytophthora nicotianae INRA-310
Lineage: Eukaryota; Oomycota; Peronosporomycetes; Peronosporales; Peronosporaceae
Exons: 2
Coding region: 41-1684 (547 amino acids)
Biological process (GO): nuclear pore organization
Cellular component (GO): nuclear pore transmembrane ring
Molecular function (GO): protein-macromolecule adaptor activity
Source: RefSeq, a predicted model, not a curated record